ACUAGUAAAAAUUAGUACUCGUAAUUACCCCUUGGUUAAUUUAGUGGUUUUCACGGUUAAUCAUUUCCUUGGUACUGAUUAAGCGAUUCCAACCUCAUCUCCUCGUUGAACUUCUUUAUAAAUGCCUCAACUCGUCGAUUCUACUCGUCCUGACUCAGCAACGGUUCCUUUCUCAGCUUCAAUACUGAAGCCGGGGACGAGCUCACUUGCACCGGUGACAUCUGGAAAUUGGUCUGGUACUUGGACGUUUCCGAUUUCUUCACCACCGGCGACGGCUCAGCGAGCGAAUCCACGUUCACCUAAUUCUCCCAUGUGUCCUCGAACGUCUCUGAUUUCUUCAGGUGCCUCGAUAACGGCAUUUCCUUCUUGGCCUCCUCACCUCACUCACGUCGCAGACAGCCUCACAGCCCUUCACUCACUCUUGGUUUCAGCCGGCCAAUCAAGCUCUCAAGUCUCACCUCACCUUCAACCUUCCUCUCCCCUUCUUGCUGCUACAGAUCUACUGCAAAUCUGCUGUUGGAGCUGCUACAAAUAUGCUGCUGGAGCUGUUGCAGAUCUGCUCCUGGAGCUGCUGUCAAAGCUGUUAGCUGCAGCCUACAGAUCUGCUGGAGUUCAUCCUGCUGCUUGCUGCACUGUGCCGAGCUUCCUCUCUGCUGCUUGCUGCACUGUGCCGGACUUGCUCUCUGCUUGCUGCACUGUGCCGGACCCUCUCUGCUUGCUACACUGCACCGGACUUGCUCUUUGCUUGCUGCACUGUGCUGGACCCUCUCUGCUUGCUGCACUGCACCGGACUUGCUGCCUGUGCUGGACUUGCUGCCUGUGCCGAACUCUGCUUGCUGCCUGUGCCGGACUCUGCUUGCUGCACUGUGCCGGACCCCUCUCUGCUUGCUGCACUGCACUGGACUUGCUCUCUGCUUGCUGCACUGUGCCGGACUUGCUCUCUGCUUGUUGCCCUGUGCCGGAUUCCCUCUCUGCUUGCACUCCCUCUUGGCAUCCAACGGAUCCCCGCGAGGAUCCCCAUUCCCCGCGGGGAACGGAGACGGGGGCAAAAUCUACCCCCGUCAAAAAUCUCCGCGGGGAUCCCCGUCCCCGCCAUUCGCGGAACGGGGACGGGGAGGCACUCCCCGGCCCCGCGGGCCCCGUUGACAUCCCUAAGGGGAAGGAUACUUUGGACUUUUGAGCAGUGCAUCAAGCAGCCGCCAUUGUUGUUUGUUUUGAGCAAGAAAAUGACGUUUCUUGU
Molecule: messenger RNA, 1240 nt
Organism: Rubroshorea leprosula
Lineage: Eukaryota; Viridiplantae; Streptophyta; Magnoliopsida; Malvales; Dipterocarpaceae
Source: the annotation of a GenBank genome assembly